GCGGCGCAGCCCGAGGCAGAGGAAGGGGCCGCGCGCGCGGGCGGAGGGAGGGGACGCAGCGCGUCUCCGAGGCCGGAGGCGGCGGGGACCGGACGGGAGCGCGCGCGGCGGGGACCCCAGGGGCUCGCGGCGGCAGGGGGGAGGCCGCGCGGACAAAGGCGCGGAGGGCAGCGGGCCAUGGCGCCCCAGGCCCCCGCCGCCGCCGCCGCCGCCACGGGCGUCCGCGAUAUGCGCCCCGGAACCCGCGGAGCCGUCGCCUGCGGGGAGGCCACCUGGAGCCUCUCUCGAUGCUGACAUGGUGACAGUGUGCAGGCAGGCCACAGGCAGCCACAGCUGGACUGGAACUCUGAGCUACAGAUUGGCCCACAAGGUCAAGGCAGAGGGUUCAAAGGCUGGGGAAGUUCUUGGAAGGCAGCCACUUGGGAGAUCUGUUCCUUCUCGAGAGUCUAAUCCAGCACUGCCCUUGGGAAGGAGCCCCCCAAGGAACCCCCACAACCUCAUGCUGGAGGCAAGAGUGGACAUGCUCGGCUCCAGUAUGAUCAUCAAUGGCCCGGCUGCAGACCUCGGUGCUAAAGAGGCCAGCAGGCCCUCGAAGAAGCAGCCUGGCAGCGUCCAGAACCCUGGGCCAUCCACCCGAGCCCGAGCCCAGCCCCUCAGCAUAAAGGACAAGAUAUCCAAGUGGGAAGGCAAGAAGGAGCCACCCACUCCUGAGCCUGCCAGGCCAACAGAGAGCCAAGAGAACUACUUGCCACCCUGCGGGGUAGAGCGGAGAGGCAGCGAGGUCACCAGAACAAAGAAUGGGUUGAGGCUUGAAGCAGAGAGCUUGGAAAAUGACAGCAGAAGGACAGCAAGGACCGCGUGUCAGGACACAGACCGGUGGCCAGGCCUGAGGCAGAGUGACGGGCAGCCGGAGCCCAGCCAGCGCCGAGGGGUCGAGCUGAAGCCCAGUGACUUGCGUUUUCAGAGUGACCACCUCUCCGUGCUCAAACAGGUCAGGAGACUGGAGAAGGCCUUGAAGGAUGGCUCUGCUGGCUUGGACCCCCAGUUGCCGGGGACUUGUUAUUCCCCACACUGUCUGCCUGACAAAGCAGAAGAGGACCAACGCAUUCCCGAGAGUCCUGGAAGUGGGGGUGCUUUCGCAGCUGGCCGCAGGGCCCACCACUUGGAGGACAAGGAGCCAGGCCCUGAGGCUUCAGAGGAGUGUAAAGGCCAGGAGAGUGUAUACCCGGGCUCCAGGCAGUGUCCCCCGAAGCCUUUCAUCAACCCCCUUCCCAAGCCCCGCAGAACGUUCAAACAUGCAGGAGAAGGGGACAAGGACAGCAGUCCAGGGAGCUCAGGCAUUGGCUUCAGGAAAGAGAAGAGAAACCUGCCUCCCCUGCCCUCUUUACCUCCCCCUCCCCCACCGCUGCCCUCCUCCCCGCCUCCUACUUCUGUGAAUAGAAGACUGUGGACUGGGAGGCAGAGACCCAGUGCUGACCACAGGAAGUCCUAUGAGUUUGAAGACCUACUGCAGUCCUCCUCUGAGAGCAACAGGGUGGACUGGUACGCACAGACCAAGCUGGGACUCACUCGCACUUUAUCGGAGGAGAACGUCUACGAAGACAUUCUAGAUCCACCUAUGAAGGAAAAUCCGUAUGAGGACAUCGAGCUACAUGGCCGCUGCCUGGGCAAGAAGUGUGUCUUGACUUUCCCUGGAUCUCCCACCUCUUCCAUCCCGGACACUUCCACCAAGCAAUCCUUGUCCAAGUCUGCAUUUUUCCGGCAAAAUUCAGAGAGAAGAAACUUCAAACUGCUGGACACCCGGAAGCUGAGUCGGGAUGGAGCGGGGUCCCCAGUGAGAGCCAGCCCCCCCUCUACACCUAGCAGCCCGGAUGACACUUUCUUUAACCUCGGAGACCUACAGAAUGGCAGGAAGAAGAAAAAGAUCCCCAGGCUGGUAUUGCGGAUCAAUGCCGUUUAUGAGGCCCGGAGAGGAAAGAAACGGGUGAAGAGGCUAUCCCAGUCCACGGAGAGCAACUCAGGAAAAGUGACAGACGAGAACAGCGAGUCUGACAGCGACACCGAGGAGAAGCUGAAAGCCCACAGCCAGCGCCUGGUCAAUGUGAAGUCCCGCCUGAAGCAGGCCCCUCGCUACUCCACUCUUGACCGGGAUCUCAUCGAGUACCAGGAGAGGCAACUCUUCGAGUACUUUGUGGUCGUGUCUUUGCACAAGAAGCAGGCAGGGGCUGCCUAUGUGCCAGAACUCACCCAGCAGUUUCCUCUGAAGUUAGAAAAGUCAUUCAAGUUCAUGAGGGAGGCUGAGGACCAGCUGAAGGCAAUUCCCCAGUUCUGCUUUCCUGACGCCAAGGACUGGGCUCCCGUCCAGGAGUUUACUAGUGAAACAUUCUCGUUUGUCUUAACUGGAGAAGACGGGAGCAGAAGGUUCGGUUAUUGCCGAAGAUUGCUGCCUGGAGGCAAAGGGAAGAGGCUUCCUGAAGUUUAUUGCAUUGUGAGCCGUCUGGGAUGUUUCAGCCUCUUUUCAAAGAUCUUGGAUGAGGUGGAAAAGAGAAGAGGCAUUUCCCCUGCUCUGGUGCAGCCCCUCAUGAGGAGCGUCAUGGAAGCCCCUUUCCCAGCCCUGGGCAAAACCAUCCUUGUCAAGAACUUCCUACCAGGCUCGGGAACUGAGGUGAUUGAGCUAUGCCGGCCCUUGGACUCCCGGCUGGAGCACGUGGAUUUUGAGUCUCUGUUCUCCUCCCUCAGCGUCCGGCACCUCGUCAGUGUUUUUGCCUCCCUGCUCCUGGAAAGGAGGGUCAUCUUCAUUGCGGACAAACUCAGCACGCUGUCCAAGUGCUGCCAUGCCAUGGUGGCGCUCAUCUACCCCUUCAGCUGGCAACACACCUAUAUCCCAGUGCUGCCCCCCGCCAUGAUUGACAUAGUGUGCUCACCCACGCCCUUCCUCAUCGGGCUGCUCUCCAGCUCGCUGCCGCUGCUCAAGGAGCUGCCACUGGAAGAGGUCCUUGUGGUCGAUCUCAUCAAUGAUCGGUUCCUCAGACAGAUGGAGGACGAGGAUUCCAUUCUGCCCCGGAAGCUUCAGGUAGCCCUGGAACACAUUCUGGAGCAGAGGAACGACCUGGCCUUUGACCAGGAUGGAGGCCCACUGGACUGCGUACAUGGCCCUGAGUCCAGCCCCUUGAAUGAGGUGGUGUCUGAAGCCUUUGUCCGAUUCUUCGUGGAGAUUGUGGGCCACUAUUCCUUGUUCCUGACGUCGGGCGAGGAGAGGAGCCUGCAGCGAGAGGCCUUCAGAAAAGCCGUCUCCUCCAAGAGCCUGCGCCGCUUCCUGGAGGUCUUCAUGGAGACCCAGACUUUCCGUGGCUUCAUCCAGGAGCGGGAACUACGCAGGCAGGAUGCCAAAGGUCUGUUUGAGGUCCGAGCCCAGGAAUACCUUGAAACCUUGCCCAGCGGAGAACACAGCGGAGUCAAUAAGUUCCUAAAGGGUCUGGGCAAUAAAAUGAAGUUUCUCCACAAGAAAUAACCUUCAUCUUGGCUCAAGGGAAGACCUCCUCCACUGGGACCACACAUUUCCAACAGAGGUCUGAGAGGCUGUGGGCUGAAGGCAGUCCCUAGCCCCCAGCUCCUCCUAGAAUGGGGCCUGUGAGCUGGGCACAUGGCAGGUGCUCAGGACAGCCCUGGAAGGGACCUGCCAACAUGCCCCUGUUGUUACUGUGGUCGGUUCUGGGAUCUUUAUAUCUAGGUAUUAAAAGAGAAGAAGAAGAAAGGCGUUUGGGUCUUCAUUCUGUCUUGCCAGGGCUAAGAAAACUCCCUCCUGCCCUACCUCAUCUCUUCUGGUUCAGCUGUUGACAGCUGUGGAGCCAGGAGGAGGGAGGAGCUAGGUAGAGUGGCUGCCACCACCCAUCCAGGUUCUUGUGGACUGGUCUAUGACGCCACCUGGUGGCAGAGACUGUGAGCUUCGCUUUCUUGACUGGGGUUUUUUGCCCCUUAGAAGGAAGUCACGUAGACCUGUUCUUGCCCUAAUGCCACACAUGAAAAGAGGAAAUCUUGUUAAUUGUUAAUAAAAUAUUCUUAGGGUCCUGAAAUGGAUAUCUCCUGUGGCCUAACCGUGACACUUAGACCUCUGUUGUGAACCUGUUCCUCAUAGCUGACAGACCUUUCGGGCUUCUGUAGUUGAUAUUGAGAGGGAAGAGCUGGACAAGGUUACAGUCAUCUGACCUGUGUGGGACAGUGGGAGUCUGUGAGUCCUGUGUGCCCACAGGAAGGUUCUCAGGCUGGCCUUGGACUACCACCCCAAUACUGUGGACACCCAAUGGAUUGUAUGAGAAAGUAACUUCUAGCCCACCUGGCCUGGAGUGGGGCAGGAGUAGUGGGAGGGGGUGUGGCUGAGGCGUUGGGGGUAGCCUGAGUGAGAAUGUGAGCAUGGGGGUUCACACAAGCGCCUCGGUUUAGUUAACUUCAAUGAUAGCAAUGCUCUGUGUAUUUUUAUACUGCCCCUAAGUGAUCACUUUUAGUAUUUUGGAAUAUACAGUCUUUUCUAACUUAUUUUCUAUUAUACUGUUUUACUUAAGAACUCCAAGUGAAUGAAUAAACAAAUAUCUUUAUCAACAUUCCUAGUGAGUGUAUAAUAUUCUAUAAUAUUAUGAAUGUUUUUGUAUUUGACUUAAGCAUAAAAACAAAAAUAAAUUUGGGGAAAUGUGCUAGA
Alexandromys fortis (reed vole) is the source of this 4693-nucleotide messenger RNA. RefSeq names its product DENN domain containing 2A (gene Dennd2a). The coding region runs from base 296 to 3511 and encodes 1071 amino acids. Lineage: Eukaryota; Metazoa; Chordata; Mammalia; Rodentia; Cricetidae. Gene Ontology annotation, biological process: retrograde transport, endosome to Golgi. The record is from RefSeq and is a predicted model, not a curated record. Gene Ontology annotation, cellular component: actin cytoskeleton. The transcript is spliced from 20 exons.